GCAUGAGCGGCAUGUCGCGGCCCGGCGGGGCUGGGCGAGGAUUGGCUGGAGGGACUGUAAUUCAGCGGUUUCCGGAGCUGGGGCAGCGUAGACUGGUAGGGGGAGCCUGGGGUUCCGACGUCGCCGCGGAGGGAGCGAGCCCGAACCGGAUCCUUGACAAGACCCCCAGCUCGGCGCUCACCCCACAUCUGCUAGGCGAGACUCCGCGGCCUGAGGGACCCCGCGGCCCGCACCCCGGCGCAAGCGCAGCCCCGGCCAGUCGGGCCUCAGCCCGAGCAGCAGUUGUGACCCCUGAUUCCAGCAGAAUGGCCCAAUGGAAUCAGCUACAGCAGCUGGACACACGGUACUUGGAGCAGCUUCAUCAGCUGUACAGUGACAGCUUCCCGAUGGAGCUACGGCAGUUUCUGGCCCCUUGGAUCGAGAGUCAAGAUUGGGCAUAUGCGGCCAGCAAAGAAUCACAUGCAACUUUAGUGUUUCAUAAUCUCUUGGGUGAAAUUGACCAGCAGUAUAGCCGCUUCCUGCAAGAGUCCAAUGUUCUCUAUCAGCACAACCUGCGAAGAAUCAAGCAGUUCCUUCAGAGCAGAUACCUUGAGAAGCCAAUGGAGAUUGCCCGAAUUGUGGCCCGGUGCCUGUGGGAAGAGUCCCGCCUCCUCCAAACUGCAGCCACUGCAGCCCAGCAAGGGGGCCAGGCCAACCAUCCCACAGCCGCCGUGGUGACGGAGAAACAGCAAAUGCUGGAGCAACACCUACAGGAUGUCCGGAAGCGUGUCCAGGAUCUAGAACAGAAAAUGAAAGUGGUAGAGAAUCUCCAGGAUGACUUUGAUUUCAACUACAAAACCCUCAAGAGUCAAGGAGAUAUGCAAGAUCUGAAUGGGAACAACCAGUCAGUGACGAGGCAGAAGAUGCAGCAGCUCGAACAGAUGCUUACUGCGCUGGACCAGAUGCGGCGAAGCAUCGUGAGUGAGUUGGCAGGGCUUUUGUCGGCUAUGGAGUACGUGCAGAAAACUCUCACGGAUGAAGAGCUGGCGGAUUGGAAGAGGCGGCAGCAGAUUGCUUGCAUUGGAGGCCCUCCCAACAUCUGCCUAGACCGGCUAGAAAACUGGAUAACCUCAUUGGCAGAAUCUCAACUUCAGACCCGCCAACAAAUUAAGAAACUGGAGGAGUUGCAGCAGAAAGUUAGCUACAAAGGGGAUCCCAUUGUACAGCACCGGCCAAUGCUGGAGGAGAGAAUCGUAGAGCUGUUUAGAAACUUAAUGAAAAGUGCCUUCGUGGUGGAGCGGCAGCCCUGCAUGCCUAUGCAUCCCGACCGGCCCUUAGUCAUCAAGACCGGUGUCCAGUUUACAACUAAAGUCAGAUUGCUGGUCAAAUUCCCUGAGCUAAAUUAUCAGCUUAAAAUUAAAGUGUGCAUUGACAAAGACUCCGGGGAUGUUGCAGCUCUCAGAGGAUCCAGGAAAUUUAACAUCCUGGGCACAAACACGAAAGUGAUGAACAUGGAAGAGUCUAACAACGGCAGCCUCUCCGCAGAGUUCAAACACUUGACCCUGAGAGAGCAGAGAUGUGGUAACGGGGGCCGAGCCAACUGCGACGCCUCCCUGAUUGUGACUGAAGAGCUGCACCUGAUCACCUUUGAGACUGAGGUAUAUCACCAAGGCCUCAAGAUCGACCUAGAGACCCACUCCUUGCCAGUUGUGGUGAUCUCCAACAUCUGUCAGAUGCCCAACGCCUGGGCGUCCAUCCUGUGGUAUAACAUGCUGACCAACAACCCCAAGAACGUGAACUUUUUCACCAAGCCCCCAAUUGGAACGUGGGAUCAAGUGGCCGAGGUGCUGAGCUGGCAGUUCUCCUCCACCACCAAGCGUGGGCUGAGCAUCGAGCAGUUAACAACGCUGGCGGAGAAACUCUUAGGACCUGGUGUGAACUAUUCAGGGUGUCAGAUCACGUGGGCUAAAUUUUGCAAAGAAAACAUGGCUGGCAAGGGCUUCUCCUUCUGGGUCUGGCUGGACAAUAUCAUUGACCUUGUGAAAAAGUACAUCCUGGCCCUUUGGAAUGAAGGGUACAUAAUGGGCUUUAUCAGUAAGGAGAGGGAGCGGGCCAUCUUGAGCACCAAGCCCCCAGGCACCUUCCUGCUGAGAUUCAGUGAAAGCAGCAAAGAAGGAGGAGUCACCUUCACCUGGGUGGAGAAGGACAUCAGCGGUAAGACCCAGAUCCAAUCGGUGGAACCAUACACCAAGCAGCAGCUGAACAACAUGUCGUUUGCUGAAAUCAUCAUGGGCUAUAAGAUCAUGGAUGCCACCAAUAUCCUCGUGUCUCCGCUGGUCUAUCUCUACCCUGACAUUCCAAAGGAGGAGGCGUUCGGAAAGUACUGUCGGCCAGAGAGCCAGGAGCAUCCCGAAGCUGACCCAGGUAGUGCUGCCCCAUACCUGAAGACUAAGUUCAUCUGUGUGACACCAACGACCUGCAGCAAUACCAUUGACCUGCCGAUGUCCCCCCGCACUUUAGAUUCAUUGAUGCAGUUUGGAAAUAAUGGUGAAGGUGCUGAACCCUCAGCAGGAGGGCAGUUUGAAUCCCUCACGUUCGACAUGGAGCUGACCUCGGAGUGUGCUACCUCCCCCAUGUGAGAAGCCGAGGACGGAAGCUGCAGAGAGAGGUGACAGAGGCACCGACCCGUGUUCCACCAGCCCUUAAACAGCCCAAGCCCAGAUCAGCUCAACUCCCAACUCUGUGGUUCCAGAUUUUUUUUUCGUCUCUCAUUUCGGUUAUCUUUGAGCAAUCUGGGCACUUUUUAAAAUAGAGAAAUGAGUGAAUGUGGGUGAUAUGCUUUUAUCUAAAUGCAAAUAAGAAUGCGCUCUCUGAGGCUCUGAUCAGGGGGUGUGGAAGGGGUGGCGAGAGGGAGAAAGAGGAAAUGUCUUUUUUUGCCCCCCUGCCUGCCUUUCUCAGCAGCUUGUUGUCCUUGUCAGACAAGCGCCUCUGGUGCCCGCGGUGUCCCUCUGCCUACUUCUGUAAGCUGAUGCUACAGCUGUCUCUAGCUACAUCCUCCUGGCAUUGCACGUUGAACCUUGCUGACGUUCAAAUAGAAGAUAGGACUUUCAAAGCCCCUAGGUUUCUUUUUAAACUUAAAAAAAAAAAAAUGUUUUUUAAAGGACAAAAAAACACUGUAUCAGCAUAGCUUUUUCUGUAUUUAAGAAAACUCAGUUAAUUUCCUCCUUGGUGCUUUAGGCAUUCAGCUUUCUUCAGGCUGAUAAUUUAUAUAAACCCUGACACGAGCUUCAGAUCCAGCCCUUAACAGACAUCUGAAGAUGUGGCUUGGCCUUUGGUUUUCAUAUAGGACGGUUGAAGGAGACCCUAAACAUUUUAGACUUUUUUUGAUAAACAAAGUUUUUAUUUUCCCCUUUCACCUACUGGCCUGUUAGUAAGUGAGGCUGGGCAGAGGGGCACUUUCAACCUGCUCGCCUUUCCUCCCUGCCUGUUUCCGAGCCUGCGUGGUUUCUGUGGGUGCCUUCUAAGGGAUGGGAUGAUUCUUCCUCUCCCCCAGUUUACCUGAGCCACUCUUGUGGCAUGGCUCCUUCCCAUGUCUAAAGGUCCCUUGUCCUGUUUGCUAUAGGCAUCCUGGUCUCAGGACCUCCUGGAAUAAGAGGGAGAGAGUUACAGGUCGAACAUGAGUCAGACUGGGGGGCCCCAGUCAAGGGUCUAGUUGAGCUCAGGGAAUAUGGUUCCUAUCCCAGCUUCUUGGUGAUUUCCUGCGGCACCUGUAAUCACUUCUUCACUUGGUUAAGCCAGGGGCAGAGGCUUAGUGAUAAGCUCGAGGUCUGUCCCUCACGUGAGGGAGUGUACACCCCAGCCUACCCCCAGCGCUGGUGACCGUCUCCUCCACAUGGGGGCCCCCGCGGUGAGGCAGGACUACUUGCGUUUUCUGUGCAUCUCAGAACACUUAGCAGCAUGAGAGGUGGUCUCUGAUAUGGGGCCUCCUCAGACCUAGAGGCACGGCCAGAUUGGGUGGUCCGUAACUACCUUGUCUCAGUCGACCGGAGUUUCUAGGGAAUGCUAUGCGUUACACCCAAAUUCGCCAGUUUUUGAAGGAAGGGGACGAGACCUUCUCUCCAAGACAAACGGGGGUUUGAUAGGUGGUACGGAGCAACCUCCCUUUAGCCACACUCUCUAGAUCAUAAUCAGCUUAAUUCGAGGGACCUCGGGUGAGGAUCCCGGCUUCGCUGGAGCAGAAACUAAAACCCCGUGGCUUUUAGGUCGCAUGUGUUUCUGGUUUUAACCCUGAUUGUAGCAAAAGCCCUGAGAGGAGCUGAUACUUGUUUUGGCCCCUCAUUUAAAAAAACCCAGUCCUCCAGGACCUGCCUGCCUGACCCCUGCCCAGCCUAGAGAUUCCCAUGGAUGCCUGAGCUACCCACACGGUGGUUUGUGAGAUGCUGUCCUGACCACUGCAUUCAAAUUACAAUGUAUACUUACUUAAUAGUGUAAAAAUUUAUAUUAUUGUGGGGUUUUUCUUUUUUUUUUUUUUUUUUUGUAUAUUGCUGUAUCUACUUUACCUUCCAGAAAUAAAAGUUAUAUAGCAAC
This is a messenger RNA of Mesoplodon densirostris (Blainville's beaked whale), 4566 nucleotides long. It is a transcript of the gene STAT3, whose product is annotated as signal transducer and activator of transcription 3. Bases 3 to 2618 code for a protein of 871 amino acids. The transcript is spliced from 24 exons. Lineage: Eukaryota; Metazoa; Chordata; Mammalia; Artiodactyla; Ziphiidae. Gene Ontology annotation, biological process: regulation of cell population proliferation; leptin-mediated signaling pathway; response to peptide hormone. The record is from RefSeq and is a predicted model, not a curated record. Gene Ontology annotation, molecular function: DNA-binding transcription factor activity, RNA polymerase II-specific; RNA polymerase II cis-regulatory region sequence-specific DNA binding.